AUCCCGGGAGGUUUUUCUCAUGGGCCACUGCUGGAUUGAGUGACUGGAGAGCUCAUCAGGAAGGAUGAGAGAUCUUCUCCAGUACGUUGCAUGUUGCUUGGCAUUUUUCUCUGCUGGGUUUUUGAUUGUGGCCACCUGGACAGACUGCUGGAUGGUGAAUGCUGAUGACUCCCUGGAGGUUAGUACAAAGUGCCGUGGCCUCUGGUGGGAGUGUGUCACAAAUGCUUUUGAUGGCAUUCGCACGUGUGAUGAAUAUGACUCUAUACUGGCUGAGCAUCCCUUGAAGCUGGUGGCGACCCGGGCUCUGAUGAUCACAGCAAACAUCCUAGCCACCCUCGGCUUCCUCUCUCUGCUGCUUGGGCUGCACUGCGUGAAGUUCCUCCCCAAUGAACCUCUCAUCAAAGUCCGCAUCUGCUUUGUCGCGGGAAUCCUGCUGGUCAUCGCAGGUGUUCCUGGGAUUGUCGGCUCCGUGUGGUAUGCCAUCGAUGUCUACGUGGAACGCACCUCCCUGGUUCUACACAACAUAUUUCUGGGCAUCCAGUACAAGUUUGGCUGGUCCUGUUGGCUUGGGAUGGCAGGGGCCCUGGGAUGCCUUUUGGCUGGAGCCAUCCUUACUUGCUGUUUCUAUCUCCUUAAAGAUUUGGGGACAGAGAGGAGCUAUGCUUAUUCCAUAAGGAACACCUACUCUCAUGCUGGGAUCUCAAUGGCUAAGUCCUUUGCCCCGACUCGAACAGAGACUGCCAAAAUGUAUGCUGUGGAUACAAGAGUGUGA
Messenger RNA from Dromiciops gliroides (monito del monte), 772 nucleotides. It is a transcript of the gene CLDN16, whose product is annotated as claudin 16. Gene Ontology annotation, biological process: cell adhesion; bicellular tight junction assembly. The record is from RefSeq and is a predicted model, not a curated record. Gene Ontology annotation, cellular component: bicellular tight junction; plasma membrane. Lineage: Eukaryota; Metazoa; Chordata; Mammalia; Microbiotheria; Microbiotheriidae. Bases 65 to 772 code for a protein of 235 amino acids. The transcript is spliced from 5 exons. Gene Ontology annotation, molecular function: structural molecule activity.